Messenger RNA from Xenopus tropicalis (tropical clawed frog), 4856 nucleotides. It is a transcript of the gene mdfic, whose product is annotated as MyoD family inhibitor domain containing. The record is from RefSeq and is a predicted model, not a curated record. Gene Ontology annotation, biological process: regulation of gene expression. The transcript has 5 exons. The coding region runs from base 344 to 1084 and encodes 246 amino acids. Lineage: Eukaryota; Metazoa; Chordata; Amphibia; Anura; Pipidae.
AGCGCUGCUGGCCCCGCCUCCUUCUCCUCCUGUUCCUCAGUCAGCUGAUCUCAUAGCCCGCCACAGACUCCAGAGGCAGCAAGUAGAAACUAAGUCACUGCUUUCUAUUGAACAGUGUGAAGGUGGAAUGCGUCACUCAGAUCCCUUGGUUUUAAGGAAAUUUACACUGCUGGUUUGGGGAGGCUUAGCCUCCCCAAGCCUUCAUUAAAAUAUCGGUGUUGGUGCCAUUGGGAGUUCUUUCUACUUGGCUGGCUAUCGUGCUGUGGCAUCUGGACUUUGAGUGAGUGUCUCCUCGUGAUUUGUUGAUAAUUACAUUUAUAUUUCUUGCUGAGAGGCCUAGCAGAUGUCCCAAGAGAGAGAGCCAUUUCCUCCAAGGCCUGAAGGGCCUGAGCAAGUAAAUGCAACAGAAGAAAGUCUUUUGGUCCCCCUCCCACAUGAAAAAUGUGAAAAAGAAAAUAUGGAUAUAGAAGACACAAGUCUUUAUAGGAACAAAUGCGUUCAAACUGACCUAGAAGAACGGUCCAUAUUGGAAGAUAACAGCAAUAGCCAACCCAUCAAAGCCCAACCUCAGCGCUUGCCUCAGCCAAAUACUUCAGCAAUGGAACAGAGCGAGGAAGAAACUGGCAAGAUACAAAAUGGUCAUGUAGGUCUGAGUAAUAUAAAUGGAAUCCACAAUGGGGUCAAACAUGUUCCUGCAGAUCACAGAAAGUUAUCUGCUCCUGUUUCGCAAAAAAUGCACAGGAAGAUCCAGUCCAGCUUGUCUGUAAGCAGCGAUGGGAGCAAAAAAAGCAAAAUGAGUUCAGCGUAUUCUGAGAAACCGAGCUCUUCACCAGAAGAUUGCUGUGUUCACUGUAUCCUAGCCUGCUUAUUCUGUGAGUUUCUCACACUGUGUAACAUUGUACUGGGACAAGCAUCUUGUGGCAUCUGUACAUCUGAAGCCUGCUGCUGCUGCUGCAGUGAGGAAAUGGGAGAUGACUGUAACUGCCCUUGUGACAUGGACUGUGGAAUUAUGGACGCCUGCUGUGAAUCUUCAGACUGUUUGGAAAUCUGCAUGGAAUGCUGUGGGAUAUGUUUUCCAUCCUGAAAAACUUUCUUUGUAACAACUGGAGUCAAUUUUUCUAUAGAAACACUUGAUCAGAUAUGUUGCCAACAUCCUACUUGCACUGCUACCUGUAUGAUUUCUUUUGUUACUGGAGAACCAUACAACAGAAUUAUUUUGCUGAGGGCUUUAUCUGAAAACAUUUAUAGUGUUAUACCAUAACUGCAUAUCAGAUAUCUGUAGCAACAAUAUAAAACACGGUAUGUAUGUUAAUAGUAACCUUUCAGUGUGUUGUAUUGUCAACGUUGCUACAUUUUAUAGAGUAUUAUUCAAACACACACACCUGUCUACUGGUGCUUGUUAAUUUUUUAAAUGCAUUUUAUAAAAGUUUGCCCUCAUUUUAAAAAUAAUUGUAAACCUGCAAAGGCAAAAUUAUGUUUAAUAUUUGUUCACAAGCUGUCAGAUACUAGGAAAAUGUCUAGGAUGCACCCAAAGUACUUUCUAUGUUCUACUUACCAGACACGCUGGUAGAGCAAGCAGCUGUUGUAGACUUACACCAGGCUCCAACAAUCGCCUCAUGUUAUACAAAUUGCUUUAAAAUAUGCCAAAGAAUUGUUUUCUUUUGUUUUCGAAUGAAUCGGAAGCUAAAUGUAAAGUUUCUACUGUAAAAGGGUGGUGCAUAUAUUAUUACAUUGUCACUGUGCCAUCUAUAAUGCUUCAUAAUUUCCACUUUAUUUACUUUAAAUAUAGCAGACCUCAAUAUGACAUUGUUAGGGUAAAGUUUAAAUAAACUGCCAGUUAUGUACAAGCAAGUACUGGGACAGCCAUAAAGAUAUUUGAACCUCAAAAUAUCAUUUGUUUAAUUUUGGCUAGUGUAAGGGAAUACCUGGGCUACACACAGUGUUAGAUUUUUGGUCAACAACAAAAUAAAACUAGAAUAUUAUGGCUCACCUUUGCCGGCUUCUGUUAGACAUUUUAGGCUUACAAUGCCAUUUAUAAUCUUGGGGAAGUUUCUCCUGGGUGUUUUGUGUGCUUAUAACUAGGUUCCAUAGUACUUGCUGUCUCCCAUAUUUUAUCAAAAUAUCCCUCCCCUUCCCCUGAUACUAUGAUCUAUAACAUCAUUGAUGUUGUACUGUAGAUCAUAGCGCUAAGACAUGGCAUUCAGACUCGUGCACAGUUUGGCAGUCUAUUGGCAGCCUGAUUUAGGGCUCUGGCACACGGGGAGAUUAGUCACCCGUGACAAUCUCCCCGAACUGCCAUCCCACCGACGAAAAUGUAAGUCGCCGGUGGGAUGGCACACACUGCUCAUCUGCUGAGGAUUAUAUCAAGUCUUAAAUGCAGCCUUUGGCCAAUCAGAUCAGCUUUAUUUGACUGGCCAGUUCUAAGAUUUGCUCCUUCAAGGUCAUUAAAUGAGUGUAAAAGGGAUUAAGGAUGAUUAUGGGAUUAAAAAAUAUCUCUCUAAGGCAAGGCCAAUUUUAAUGGAGAAGGAAGGGCAUUUUACUGCCAGUAGAUUAGCCACAGUAGUGCAAGCUAGAACGCUAAGUUUAUUCUACAGAAAGCUUUACCAUACCUGAGUAAACAGCCCUAGAAGCUUCCUCUGUUUGUUUAAGAUAGCAGCUGCCAUGCUUGAUCUAAGUACCUUCCGUGCUGCAGCUCUAGCUGCUGGUAGCUCACAUUAGACAGCACAGUUAGGAGGGGGAGUGAGUUGAGAUGAGAGGGGGAGAGGGAGAGAUGAUCAAGUUGUGCAGACUCCUGCUAUGCCCUGAAGUAUUUCUGAGAGAAGGAAUUCUGACACAGAACAUGUAUACACAAAAGUGGAAAAUAAAUCAUGUCUCUUUUUUUUAUUUUUUUAAAGAGAGCAUAGUGCAGCGUUUCUGUGAGUGUUUAUGGCUGUAUUUACAUAGACCUUUCUGAUAAAGCUAACUUAGUUUUUACCUUUCCUUCUCCUUUAAAGCAAAAAAAAGUAGCAGUAACUUCACAAUACAUAUACAUUAUUACAGACAGCUGGAAUGGUUAGGCUUGUUUUUUCUCUUACUUAAAAGGCACGUAUCAGGGGAAAUGUAUAGAAACAAUAUUAUUUUAUGCAAAAUAUGCUAGUAGCAAAUGCUGUGCUGCCCACAUUGGGAAGGAGCUUCUGCUGUGGGUGGCCAUGUUUAAUAAUACUACACCUAAUGAGAGAACCUACUGGCUCAUUAUGCACAUUAAACACAUGUACAUAAUCAAGCUGGGACACUAUGCCUCAUUUGCAUGCAUGCAUCCUAACAUGGCUGCCUGUGCCAGAAGCUCUCUCCUGGUGCAGGCGGCAUAGGGCUCACUACUUUUUUUCAGAAAUAGCAUUUUUUUCCCCAACAAAAGUGUGGGCUGCAUUAGCAGGCAGUGAUUACUGCAAGCAUCUCAUUGGUUGCUAUGGGAUAAUAUACCAGCUGUAAGUAAUUUACCGAAAUAUUAUAGUCAAUAACCAAGUCAAACGGGCAUGGGUGUUCCUUUGCACAGCCUGUAUUUGCAUUUGAUUUAGUUAGUGCAAAAAAAGUUAAUGUCUGGCCAACAACUAGUGAAAAAUACAGAGAUCUAUUGCAUUUACAGCACUUUGCUAUCUUAUUGAUGAAGUAUUAUUAACUGUAGAUGCUGCUGUGGCAAGGCACAAGCUUUAUCACAGAUCCAAAUUAGCACCAUAUAGGCCUCUUUAGUACAUAGGAGCACCAGAUUAAGAAGGUUUAAGAUCUGUGGGAAAUGGCAUUGCUGGUUUUUAGCACAUUCUGGAUGCACAUUCUGGAUUGUGGGUUUCCCAGUUUACAGAUGUGAGUGUGUACAUGUAUGUAUUUGUGUAUGUUUAUUUUUCUGUCUUUGUAUAUAUUUAUAUACCAGUCCAGUAUCUGGAAUGCUGGGGUGUUACGGAUAAUGGAUAUUUCUAUAAUUUGGAUCUCCAUACCUUAAGUCUACUAAAAUCAUUUGAACAUUAAGUAAACCUGAUAGGAUUGUUUUGCCACCAAUAAGGUCCAUGGAUUCAUGCAGCUUAAUUAGGGUCAAGUACGAGUUACUGUUUUAUUAUUUUCUGGGUAACAGCUUUCACAUUUAUGAAAGGGUGAAACAUCUACAAAAUAAUAUCUUACUGAUUAGAGAGGUUUAAAUCCCCUUAAAAACAUUCUUGUUGAAGUAUAAAACUUUGUAUAAAAAAUACACCAAAAAAGUUAAUAAAUGCAUUCAAUAAUAGGACUAUAUUUCUGAUCUAUGAUAUGAAAUACUUUUUUUUAGGAUUGUAUGUAACUACUUGUUAUCAACAGCAUAUAGCAUUUCUUUUACAGACAAUCAUAUUAAACUUGUCCCAAAAUUGUAUAUUUUAAGCUAUGAUAAAGUUACUGUAUAUUCCUUAGAUUCAGAAAUAAUAAGAAUACCAACUGUUCUAUUUCUAGCAACUGAAUUGUACUAUGCUACUGUUCCUCUCUAGAAUGAUUAGAAAUUGUAUCGUUUGUCUCUGUAGCAGAGAAUACAAGUGUAUGGAUAAUGUAAUUUUUACAGUAUAUUUGCCUUCUUACUUUUCAAGUUAGUUUUCUUCUGAUAGAGUCUUUUGCACUCUGUCAUACAGUAGAUGUGCAUACAACUAAAAGUUUAAAAAUGUGAACAUGUAUCUUAUGAAGGGUUCAGGUUUGCUGAACUCAAAUCAUUGCUUACUGUUACUUUUUCUUACUUUAUUAUUUAACUGUAGAACACAGUAACAUUUUACUAGGAUCCUAAAUGUUAUGUUGUUUUCUAAUCGUAUGUAACUGGACAUAUGCUAGACACAAUUUUAAAAUAAAGAAAUUUAUUUUAACUUUUGAAA